ACGAAACACAUCCAGACAGCGCUUUCGAUCUCCCUUCUCUCUCCUUCGUCUCCUCCGUGUAACGAAGCCCUCCGACAACGCCGUUCUUCCCUCUCUGGCUUCUCCUCUCUCCGCCGGUUACCAUUUCUCUAGAAAAUUGAAAACAUGGUACCAGAGAGGCCGUGAAAGCUAGAUAGUCAGAUCUCAUUUACAGAAAGAGAGAAAGAGAAAGCCACGACGAAACCUCCAGUACCAGUGGGUGUAUGUCUGAUUUUGGAUUAUAUUGCUGAAACACUACAACAGAAGCAGAAGUGGAGAAAUCUGAAGAAGCCAAGUAGCUUCCAACAGGACCAAGCUCUGAAUAAUCACUUGUGUUUACCAAAGAAAAAAAUUAAUUUGCAUAUAUACAACUACUUGAGAAGGAAAAGUUCAUAAAGCCACUGUAACAGCCACAAAAUUAUCAUUUGAAAGAGUCAUGGAUUGGAAAACCACGAAACACGCACGAGUAUAAAGAUGGUCUAAACAAGUUUUUGGAUUUCGCCUUUGAGCAUCGAUCUCUCAGGGGUCGUUAAAUUAAAUGCCCUUGUCCGGUGUGUGAUUUUGGCAAGUGGCAAACAAGAGAGGAAGUUUUUGAACAUUUAAUAGUCAAGCCAUUUCCAGAAAACUACAAAGUUUGGUAUUGGCAUGGUGAAGAAGCAGUGGAGUUGGGUCACAAGCUCAUCAAACUAGUCAAAUUGUACAAGAUGAUUCGACAUCUCAACAUCCAAUGGUAACAACGCUCAAUGACGCGUUUGGAGUUGCUGGACCUGACUUGAAUGAAGAUGGAGAUGGAGAUGAAUACAACAUAGAAGAUGGAGAUGGAGAUGAAGACAACAUAGAAGAUGCAGAAAAUGAAGAGCACAAUGGAGAAAAUGUAGAAUUUUACAAGUUGUUGGAAGAUGGUAAUGAGCAAUUGUAUGAAGGGUGCACAAAGUAUUCAAAACUGUCUUUCUUGAUUAGUCUGUAUCACAUAAAGUGCUUAUACAGAAUAAGUGACAAAGCCAUGACCGAAAUCCUCAAGUUAAUAAAAGAUGCUUUUGGAAAUGCGAAGAUUUCAAACACAUUCUAUGAGGCCAAGAAAAUCAUAAACAAACUAGGGCUUAAUUAUACCAAGAUACCUGCUAACCCUAAUGACUGCAUGUUAUAUUGGGAGGAGGAUGAAGAUUUGCAAGAAUGCAAAAGAUGCAAGACAUCUAAAUGGAGUGAUGCUAAAAAGAAGAAACCGGCAAAGAUCUUGCGAUACUUUCCACUAAAACCGAGACUUCAGCGAUUAUUCAUGUGUUCUAAGACUGCACAAUUAAUGCAAUGGCAUGCUUCGGCAGAAAAGAAAGAUUCGAAGAUGAGGCAUCCGCGGGAUUCUGAAGCUUGGAAGACAUUCGAUUUACUUCAUGAUAAGUUUGCCGAAGAUCCUCGAAAUGUACGUCUUGGUCUUGCAGCUGAUGGAUUCAACCCUUUUGGAACUUUGCGUACAAACUAUAGUGUUUGGCCAGUGGUGCUUAUUCCAUACAAUCGACCUCCAUGGGAGUGCAUGAAGCCAACAUCACUUAUCUUGUCAAUGAUUAUUCCCGGAGAGAAAAUACCGGGAACAACAUAGACGUAUACUUACAACCUCUUAUCAAAGAGUUAAAAGAUUUGUGGUAUGAUGGUGUUCAAACAUUCGAUAGGUUCAAGAAUGAAAUGUUUACAUUGCGAGCAGCAUUAAUGUGGACAAUUAGUGAUUUUCCAGGCCUUGGUAACCUAUCUGGGUGGAACGUACACAGUAAAUAUGCUUUUCCCACAUGUAACUUCAACACUGAUUCAUAUAGAUUAAAGCAUGGUGGAAAAUGGUAUUUUUUGGGGCAUCUCCGUUUCUUAGAAAGGGGUCAUAAGUUUAGGCUAAGUCGUGCAAAAUUUAAUGGAAAAGUUGAGUUGAGGGAUUCCCCAGCAGCACUAACAGGGUCAGAAAUAUUGGAACAACUUGAAGGCAUCAAUGUUUCAUUUGGGAAGGAACUACAGGCAAGUAAAGGUAAGAGGACUCGACGAAAAGUUGUUGAAGAAGAUGAUGAAUCGGGGAUGUGGAGGAAGAAAAGAAUAUUUUUUGAUCUUCCUUAUUGGGAGUCUAACUUAUUGCGCCACAAUCUAGAUGUUAUGCAUAUUGAAAAGAAUGUUUGCGACAAUGUGUUAUACACCUUUCUCAAUGAGACUGGAAGGUCAAAGGAUAAUCUCAAAGCUCGUAAGGAUCUUAAAGAAAUGGGUAUAAGAAAAGAUUUAUGGCCAGAUGAAAAUGGGAGAUAUCAUCCAUCUUUGUUCACAAUGUCAAAUUCUAUGAAAGAUAUAUUCUUGCGUACUAUAAAGAAUAUUAGAGUACCAGAUGGUCUCUCGAGUAAUAUUUCACGGUGUUUGACCUGAAGCAAAGAAAGCUCUCUGGAUUGAAGAGCCAUGAUUGUCACGUCCUUAUGCAGCAACUAUUACCCAUUGCCAUACGUAAUGUGCUACCAGAUAAAGUUACUGUAGUGCUAAUAGAGUUGUCUUCAUUCUUUCAACAGUUGUGCUCUAAAAGCUUAAGUCUUACUGAACUUGAGAAGCUCCAACCUCGAAUAAUCCUUACCCUUUGUCAUUUAGAAAUGUUGUUCCCUCCUUCUUUCUUUACAAUCAUGGUUCAUUUAACCUGUCAUCUAGUUGAUGAAGCAAAACUUGGAGGACCAGUACACUAUAGGUGGAUGUAUCCUAUUGAGAGGUAUUUAGGACAUUUGAAGUCCUAUGUACGAAACAAAGCUAAAUCAGAAGGUUCUAUAGCUGAGGGAUAUGUGGCUGAAGAAGCUCUUACAUUUUGCUCUUGGUACUUAGAAGGGAUUGAGACAAGAUUUAAUAGGCCACCACGUGUUGAUGAUCGUCCGGAUGGUAAUUACAGUACACAUGUUGAUUCACUUUUUUCACAAAUGGGUAACUCUAAGGGAGCUUUCACAGUAUUUGAGUUGUCACCUAUGGAAAAAAAACAAGCACAUCGCUAUGUGGUUCUAAAUUGUCCGUAUGUCAAACCGUUCAUUGAAUGAAUAUGAAAAUAGUACACGCCUUCAUUUAUUAGCGAAGGAUGUGCAUAAUUUGCCAGAAGGUUUGCGCAUAGUCGUCAAUUUUGAUAAGCAUCAUGCAGCAAUAGGAGAAGCAGCUGGACUCCUUGCAGGAGUUUGUGGGCAAUUGGCCACUGAUUAUGUAGCAUUUCCAAUCAGUUUUGAAAAGUGGUCAGACAUUCCAGCAAGCUUUUUUGAAAAUCAAUGGAAUAUUUUUUUCCUAGCUCGAUUUUGCUUCAAAGUGAGUGAUAACUUGGCCAAACGAUUUUUGCUGCAAUCACUUGGCAAAAAAUGGAGGGAACAUAGGAUAAAGCUUUGGAAUGAUUUUUAUGAUCCGAGGUUGAGUAAAACCGAGAUCAUAAAUAAUGCACCAGAAGAUAUUGCUCCUGAUCAAUGGGCUUUAUUUGUAGAAUAUCGUUUGAAGCCUGAAACUCAGAAACUUUGUAAGAGGAAUCAAGAAAUUCGACAAAAACAAAUAAUUUCUCAUACUUCAGGUGCUAAAUCAAUUGCAAGAAGAAAGGCUGAAUUGACGGAAGAGACGGGAAAAGAAGUUAGUAGGGUUCAAAUGUGGGACAUCACUCACAAGAAAAUAGAUGGAAGUUAUGUUAAUGAAAAGGCUAAAGAAAUAGCGGAGAAGAUUGAAGCACAUAGUAGCCAACAACCGAUGGAAUCAACUGUUAAUUCUCCUCUUGAUGCUCUUGGAGUAGUUUUUGGGAAAGAGCACCCUGGUCGUGUUCGAGGUUUAGGUAUGGGAGUUGUUCCAACAAUUGCUUUCAAGAACAACACUACAAGGAUUAGUCAAAUGAAUUUAGGUUCUUCAAAUGAUGUUGGCACAUCAUCUACUUGUGGUUCAAAUGUGCAAGAAGAGUUAGAUGCCGUUAAAGCGCAAUUGCAAGCGCUAGUCUCCUAUAUUGCUUCUAAGGAAGGAGGUAAAAUUCCAAUACAAUUGGCUGGAAUGUUCCCUACUCAACAAGUUUCACAGGGAUUGGAUCAGGAGAGUGAGAUUCUAUCACCAAAAGAGUUAGGAAGUAGGUCUUAUGGAGCAAGCAACAAGGAAGCAUGACCUUGUUUGAUAUGUUAAGACGUAUAUUAAGAAUUAUAUGUUAAGACGUAUUAUUGAAAAAUGUUACUUUGAUACUUUGUUUUUGGAUUAUGACAUUUCAAUUAUGACUUGGAUUAUGACUUUUGGAUCAUGUAUGAAUUAAAAUCAUCAUAUGAUGUUUGAUUUAUGAC
This is a messenger RNA of Arachis ipaensis, 4298 nucleotides long. The record is from RefSeq and is a predicted model, not a curated record. Lineage: Eukaryota; Viridiplantae; Streptophyta; Magnoliopsida; Fabales; Fabaceae.